AUGUGGAAUAUUAUAGAAAAAGAUCAGUUACCUGAGAGCAUAGUAACAGGACCUAGAAAUUUAGGCUCUACAUACUACUACGAAGACCAAAUUUGUGUGUUUAGACUAUGGGGUGAGCAUAUAAAAAAGUGUUGGGUUUCUAAUGACAUUGGUAAAUUAUAUGAAAUGGAGCCUGAUUUAGAGAAGAAUAUAUAUGUUGUUUUUAUUACUGGCGUAAAAGAAGGAGAAAGUUACCACUAUAUUAUAGAAUCCACAAAUGGUGAGCAAGUACAUAGAAGAGAUCCAUAUGCAAGAUUUGCAGAUUAUAAUAGUGAUAAGUGUUUUAUAAUAAAUAGUACGAAAUAUAGAGAAGAUAUCGCUAAAAAUAGAAAUUAUAACUUUGAUAAGAGCUCAUUAAUAAUCUAUGAACUACAUGUAGAAAGUUUUAUUGCAAGAUAUUCUGAAGAUAUGAAAGACAAAGAAAUAACUAACAAAAGUUACUUUCAUCAAAUCGCAGAUUAUGGAUUACCCUAUAUAUCUCAAUUGGGAUUCAACUGUAUAGAAUUAAUGCCAAUAAUGGAAUACUGUGGUGAAUGGGGAUACAAUCCGCGAUUACUGAUGUGCAUACACAGCAUGCUUGGAUCAAUUGAUGAUUUCUGUUAUUUAGUAGAAAAAUGUCAUAAAAAUAAUGUCACAAUAAUAAUUGAUAUAGUAUUGCAUCAUGGUGCCUCAAAAAUGAAUUCACUUUGGAAUUACGAUGGUUACUCCCAUAAAGGUGGGAUAUACUUUGAAAAUGGAGGUGAUACUGGAUGGGGUGCAAAGUUUUCUUUUAAUAAAAAGGAGGUCAGAGAUAUGCUAUAUGAAGCAUGUAAUGUGUUGCUAGGAGAAUAUGGUGUUGAUGGUUUGCGAUUUGAUAGUGUACACAACCUUCCAUAUAAUAUACUUAAAGAACUUAUCAGUAAGUUACGACAAAAAUAUCCAUAUGCAUAUUUAAUUGCAGAAGUAGUUCCUGAGAAUCCCCAAUAUGUGCACAAUUGUGGGUUUGAUUCAUGUUGGAUACAUUCUUCAUACUAUGAUAUACUAGAUUUAAAACGAGGUUUUAAGACUCAGCAAGAGUGGAACAAAGGGCUUUGUAAAUCUAUCAUACAAGGACAUAGUAGUUUCAAUAAAUCUUCUCAAAGUAUUUUAACCAUGCUUGGCAAUCAUGAUCAAAUAGGUAAUAGAGUAAAUGGACAUAUCCCACAUGGGGAUGAUAGAAUUGGGAGAUAUCUAAUUGAUCAAUUUGGGGGGAGACUGAAUUGGGAUGCUAGAGCGUAUUGUAGGAUGUUAUACUCUAUACAAUGUAUUUCAUUUGGAAUACCAAUGAUAUUUAUGGGUACUGAAAAUAAUCAAUGCGAAUGGUGGGCACCCAAAGAAAAAAAUCACUGUUUUAACUGGUCAGUUAUAAAAUUACAAGAUCAAAUAUCUAAGGAAAUGAGAGAUAUGAUUCAAUCAAUUAAUAAAAUUAAAAUUGAUAUGAAAGACAUAUUUUGUUCAGAAACUCAUAAUUUUCUCGAUUUCAAGGUUAAUCCUAGUUUCUUGGUAACAUCAUUCGUUAGAUAUGGAAAUAAACGAGCAUGUUUAUGUAUAAUAAACAUGGAUAGUAAGGAGUGGCUAAAUAAAGAAUAUGUUAUCAAAAUCUCCAAACAAAAUACUGCUAAUUUUUAUGGAGAUAAAUUAAUGCAAAUAUACAAUUCCCAGGAUUCAAGAUUUGGUGGAUGGGAUACUAGUUAUACACAACCUAUCAAUACAAUUAUAUAUUGCAAUAACAGUCACUCAGAAUCUACAAUUGAAUUUCUACUUAAUAUUCCAAAAUAUUCUGUCACAAUAUAUGAACUUAUUAAAUAA
Messenger RNA from Cryptosporidium muris RN66, 1866 nucleotides. RefSeq names its product alpha amylase, catalytic domain-containing protein. NCBI's taxonomy places the organism in Eukaryota, Apicomplexa, Conoidasida, Eucoccidiorida, Cryptosporidiidae. Bases 1 to 1866 code for a protein of 621 amino acids. The record is from RefSeq and is a predicted model, not a curated record. Gene Ontology annotation, biological process: glycogen biosynthetic process. Gene Ontology annotation, molecular function: hydrolase activity, hydrolyzing O-glycosyl compounds; 1,4-alpha-glucan branching enzyme activity. The transcript has a single exon.